CCACAUCUGCAGCUCCCCUGUUCCCAAAUAGCAAAUAGCCAUCCGUUCUCCGGCGUUCUCUCUGGUAGUUUCAGUUUCAGCUUUGUCACCACAUACAGAAGGAAAAAAAUGGGAACGGCGAAACAAAAGCGAUAGUUGCCUGCAGAGAAACCAAACAAAAAAAGAAAACCCCUUUCCUUUUUUCUCCAUUGUCACUCUAUUCCCACCUGCUAACCCUUUUCAUUUCACACACCCCCAGCUCUGCUUCUUCGCCAUUUUCGGUUGCCCUGUCUCAGCCAUGGACCGCCACCAGCGGUUUCCUCCGCCCACCGCCGCCGCCGAUGCGAAUGCUUCUGCUGCAACCGCCGCCGCCGCCUCCGGUUCGUCCGGCAGAGGAAGCAUUGCCGAGAGGAGGGCUGCCACAUGCGGCUUCAAAGCCGAGAGGAUCAAUUCUCCCCGCUUCCGCACCACCGCCAGUCCCUUGGAUUCCCCUGCCGCCCACUCUCCUUGCAUUACCAUUCCCGCCGGUAUUAGCCCCACCGCCCUUCUUGAUUCCCCGGUUUUGCUCCCAAAUUCGCAGCCUUCUCCAACAACUGGAAGUUUUCCAACAACCUUUCUCACUUACGAAAGUGGGACACUCAAUGGCGAUAUGGACCUAGUUGGUAGUGGUGAAUCCUCUUUCAGACUCAAACAUCAUGGAGAUCAUGACUCCCAACAAAGAUUGUCAAAUAUGAAUAACCAGGGAUAUAAUGUGGGCUCACAGGCUCUUGCUUUAGCAUCAAUGGAUUAUGAAUUUCCUGCAGAGUUUUCAAAGGAGGCAACUGUAAAUAGCUGUAGUGGAGAUCUAGUCAAUGAUACGAAACCAGUAAAUAGUAUGGUUCUAUCCAACUUCAUUGAUGCACAGAUUUGUCACUCCGUUGCAUCUAGAAACCAAACAUCCAUACAAAGGAGACCUUUAAAUGGUAAAGGUGAUGUUAUCCACCACCCUAUGGAAGACCAGAAAAGCAUCUUCACCGGGACAGGAGGAGGUGGGAGAACAUCCGAAGAUGGAUACAGUUGGAGAAAGUAUGGACAGAAGCAAGUGAAAGGUAGUGAAUAUCCAAGAAGCUACUACAAGUGCACCAACCCGAGUUGUCAGGUGAAGAAAAAGAUAGAGCGUUCACUUGAUGGCCAAAUAACUGAGAUAAUCUACAAAAAUGCUCAUAAUCAUCCCAAACCUAAUCAAGUCCGCCGGGGAGGGCAGCUUGAAUCAUCCCCCACCGCUGAUGACAUGCCAGCGAUUGAUGAAGGCAAUGGAGGAAACUGUGUUAAGAUUGAAAGAGGAUCUCUCCUUGUAAAUAAUGCAGAAUUAGGUAAAAAAGAUAAUAGUGAACCCGAUAAUGAAUGGAGGGCGGCUGGUGGUCUGGAAAGAACAUCUUCUACAUCUGUUGUGACUGAGCUUUCUGAUCUUCUAUCAACAAACCAAGGGAAAUCUGUGGUGACAUUUGAAUCUGUUGAAACACCAGAGCUUUCUUCUGCAGUUGCCAGUCAUGAGGAAGAUGAUGAUGAUGGGAUAACUCAGGGAAGCAUAUCAGUCAGUGAGGAAGAGUCUGAUUCCAAAAGGAGAAAGAUAGAGAGCUGCUUGGGUGAGUCAAAUAUGACAUCCAGGGCUGUCAGAGAGCCAAGAGUUGUCGUCCAAAUCGAGAGUGAGGUAGACAUCCUGGAUGAUGGAUAUCGCUGGAGGAAGUAUGGUCAAAAAGUUGUCAAAGGCAAUCCAAACCCCAGGAGUUACUACAAAUGCACAAGCCUUGGGUGUUCAGUGAGGAAGCAUGUGGAGAGGGCUUCCCACAAUCUGAAAUACGUUAUCACCACAUACGAAGGCAAGCACAAUCACGAGGUGCCGGCAGCAAGAAACAGCAGUAGUUCAAACUCAAAUGGCAACUGUUUGUCCCAAGCUUCUGGCAACGCACAACCUGGAUUGACGCUACCUAGAGGUGGAGCCUCAGGUCCGAAACAAGAAACGCAGAUGCAUGAUUUUGUGCCUGGUUUUGAUCGAAGAUCGCUGUUUAAUAACAACGGUGAUUACCUGAGAGGUGGUUUCUCCGGGAACUUCCAUAGUGAGAUGAAGCUGGAGGGACCCCCAAUGUAUCCAAUGAAGUUCCCCACCAUCCAGAGCAGUAUCCCUCAUGGCUCCUACAGUUUCAACUCCGCACGGACACCGAUGCAUCUCCCGGGUUCCAUGGGGUCAUUUGUUCCGCAGUUCCCAUUGUCACUGUCCUCGAGUCUGCACACAUUGGGUGGUGUUGACUUGUCAAAUCAUGUGCCACAAGGUAUGCCUCAAGUUGUGCAGCCUUUCAUCUCAGGUCAGCAGAUGAUCAGGCCUAAACAAGAGCUGAAGGAUGAUAAUUUGUAUGAUGUUGGCGCCGCCACAUCCUCCAUUGUCAGUCAAGUAAAUGCAUCUCAACCCCAGGUCUAUCAACGCAUUAUGGGGAAUUUUCCAUCUUAGACGAUGAUGUGCUAUGCAUCUAAGCUUAGGUUAGGAGUAGGAGAAAGAGAAAGUAAAAAGAAAGGGUAAAGAUAAGAAAGAAUACAGAGAACAGGGAGUCUCUUCCGUUUUGCACUGCGAAAUCGCAGUAGGUUUUUGUUUGUGACUUGGGUUUUCCUAUCUUGGGUACCUGUAGAAAGGUAGGUUUUAAGAAUUUAUAGAAGAAAGAAAAUAGAGGAAAGAGAGGAUAAAGAAGAAGAAGAAGAAGAAGAAAGAAUGAUAGGUAGCAGUGUUUUUGUUCUUAUCAAAUGUAUUCGGUUAGUUUCAUAUUUAUCAGCAAUCGAAUGAG
Molecule: messenger RNA, 2792 nt
Organism: Linum tenue
Lineage: Eukaryota; Viridiplantae; Streptophyta; Magnoliopsida; Malpighiales; Linaceae
Source: the annotation of a GenBank genome assembly